AUGGCCGAUGGGACACAUCGUCAUCGCAAUCCUUCCUCCAUCUCCUCCUCGUCGUCGUCGUCGUCGUCGAAUCAUCAUCAUCGCGUGAAAUUUCAGAGAAGACGCUCGAAUAACAACAGCGGCAACAGCAACAGCAACGGCAACAGUAGUAAUAAUGCUCAAAGUCAGAGAUACAAUUAUCAGCAGCAGCAGCAGUACAGCAGGAGACAACAACGACAACGCCAAGACUUGCGUCUGUCUGCCGGACGAUUACGCGCCCAAAGAGUUUCCCAGCGUCUGGUCGGAACUGAGGUGAGCGUCGUCAUUCACGUAUACCUUCUACGAAUAACUCUGAAUCGUUCGACUCUCGCGCGUUUCAGGGCGAAGGAGCAGCUGUGCGACGGCGUGAUCCUCUGCGCCGCAGGCACCCAUCACCGCGUCCACCGCGUCAUCCUCUCGGCGGCCAGUCCGUACUUCCGAGCUCUCUUCACCGAUUGUCUUCGCACUUCACCUGCACCUCCGUCCACGAUCCGUCUCGAGGACCAGCCGCACGAGCUCGUCGGCGUGCUGCUCGACUACUGCUACCGGGGCCAGUGUCGAGUCACCGCGCGCAACGUCGAGCUGCUGCUGCCGCUGGCCGACCGCCUGGGCGUCGUCGGCUGCGUCCGGCUCUGCUGUCGCUUCCUCAUCCAGCAGCUCAGGCCCGACAAUUGCCUCGGCAUCCGUCGCUUCGCCGCCAGCUACUUCUGCCAGGGCCUCGAGGCCAAGUGCCGCGACUACGUGCUGCGCAACUUGGGCGCGAUUCUGCGCCAGUCCCGAGAAUUCCGGGAGCUCGACUUGGCGGAGCUGCUGCGGCUGCUGGGCGACGACGAGCUACAGGCGCCCGGCGAGGAGCUCGUCUUCGAGGCCUGCCGCUCGUGGCUGGAGGCGGAUCCGCGCGCGAGAGCACGAGAUCUGGCCCGGCUGCUCGCCGACUCGGUGAGAUGGGGCCUGAUGCGGCCCGAGUACUUUCGCGCCCAGGUGGAGACCUGGGAGCCGGCCCGGAGGUCCAGGCAGUGCUGCAAGUCGGUGCUCGGGCCCGCGCGAAGAUACUUGAUCGAGGCCGGCACGCAGGAUCAGAGGAGGAGACUGCUGCUGCUGGCCGGACAGGAGGAGAGCAGCGGGACGUGGACGAGGCCGAGGGUGCCGCACGAGAUACUCUUCGCCAUCGGCGGCUGGACGUCCGGCUCGCCGACCAACUUCGUCGAGACUUACGAUACUAGAGCCGACAGAUGGUACCUGUCCGCGUGGAUGGACUCGACGCCCCGGGCCUAUCACGGGGUCUGCAGCCUCGACCGGCUCAUCUACAUAAUCGGCGGCUACGACGGCCACAAUUACUUCCACACGGUGCGCAGCUUCGACCCGGUGAGCAAGGAGUGGCGCGAGCGGGCCUGCAUGUAUCACGCCAGGUGCUACGUCAGCACGUGCGUUCACGACGGAAAGAUCUACGCUCUGGGCGGCAACAGCGGCAUGACCCGACUGUCCUCGUGCGAGCGCUACGACCCGGCGGCCAAUCAGUGGCAGCUCAUAGCCCCGAUGAACUGGCCGCGCUCCGACGCCUCGGCAGCGGCCCUCGACGACAAGAUCUACAUCGUCGGUGGCUUCGACGGCCAGCUCGUGCUCGACUACGUCGAGGUCUACGACUGCGCCCAGAACCAGUGGUCCUAUCUGGCCUUCAUGAGCCAGCCCCGGUCGGGCGUGAGCCUCGUCGCCUUCAGGGGCUGCCUCUACGCCCUCGGCGGCUUCAACGGCGUCGAUCGGCUCAGCUCCUGCGAGAGAUACGAUCCCGAGAGCAGUGGCAACGCGACUUGGCAGCCGUGCGGCGCGAUGCUGGACGCGCGCAGCAACUUCGCCACGGCGGUGCUGGACGGCCGACUGUACGCGGUGGGCGGCUUCGACGGCAGCCUGCCCGUGCCCAGCUGCGAGUGCUACGAGCCCGAGACCGACUCGUGGCGCGCCUCGGCCCCCAUGAAUCUCAGCCGAUCGGCGCUGGGCGCCUGCGUGCUGGCGGGCCUGCCCAACGCCCGCGAGUACUCGUUUCAUCGGGAGGAGGGUAGGAGGGACGACGGCGCCGAGGAUAAUACGAGCAACGAUCGGCCGAGACAGCAGCAGAGCAACGGCAUCGGUGGCAACGUGAUCGGUUGA
Molecule: messenger RNA, 2163 nt
Organism: Trichogramma pretiosum
Lineage: Eukaryota; Metazoa; Arthropoda; Insecta; Hymenoptera; Trichogrammatidae
Product: kelch-like protein 10
Exons: 4
Coding region: 1-2163 (720 amino acids)
Molecular function (GO): protein binding
Source: RefSeq, a predicted model, not a curated record